Paramisgurnus dabryanus is the source of this 2221-nucleotide messenger RNA. RefSeq names its product protein phosphatase 2, regulatory subunit B, delta (gene ppp2r2d). Gene Ontology annotation, molecular function: protein phosphatase regulator activity; protein binding. NCBI's taxonomy places the organism in Eukaryota, Metazoa, Chordata, Actinopteri, Cypriniformes, Cobitidae. The record is from RefSeq and is a predicted model, not a curated record. Gene Ontology annotation, cellular component: protein phosphatase type 2A complex.
CCGCGUCAUGUCGACGGGCAAUGUGCGCCAUCUUGAACCGAGGCGAAAUCACGGGUUGCUCCCGCUCGCGCUGAUUCCGUGCGUCUCCGCUCGCUUUCACUCCACGCUCGUUCGCACUGUGCGCCCGCGAUCGCACGCCUGAGCUCGAGGACACGCCGUACCGCAGGCCCGAGACCGAGGCGAGGAUGGCAGGGGUUGGUGGAAGCAAUGAUUUCCAGUGGUGCUUCUCCCAGGUGAAAGGAGCCAUCGAUGAAGAUGUUGCAGAAGCGGACAUUAUCUCAACUGUUGAAUUUAACUAUUCGGGGGAGUUGCUAGCCACAGGAGACAAAGGGGGAAGAGUCGUCAUAUUUCAGCGAGAGCAGGAGAGUAAAAACCGUCCUCUAUCCAGAGGUGAAUAUAAUGUGUACAGCACUUUCCAGAGUCACGAACCAGAGUUUGAUUACUUGAAAAGUUUAGAAAUCGAGGAGAAGAUCAAUAAAAUCAGAUGGCUCCCACAACAGAACGCUGCACACUUUCUUUUGUCCACGAACGACAAAACCAUCAAACUAUGGAAGAUUAGCGAGCGAGACAAACGAGCAGAAGGAUACAAUCUUAAAGAUGAAGAUGGACGACUGCGAGAUCCAUUUCGAAUUACAUCGCUACGGGUUCCUGUCGUGAUGCCCAUGGACUUGAUGGUGGAGGCGAGCCCGCGCAGAAUAUUUGCUAAUGCACACACGUAUCACAUCAACUCCAUUUCAGUAAAUAGUGAUUAUGAAACAUACCUUUCUGCAGACGACCUCAGAAUAAAUCUCUGGCAUUUAGAAAUCACAGAUAGAAGUUUUAACAUUGUAGAUAUAAAGCCAGCCAAUAUGGAGGAGCUGACGGAGGUGAUAACGGCGGCCGAGUGCCACCCGCAUCAGUGUAACGUCUUUGUGUACAGCAGCAGUAAGGGAACUAUCCGUCUCUGUGACAUGAGGGCAGCGGCGCUCUGCGAUAGACAUAGCAAAUUUUUUGAGGAGCCAGAAGAUCCCAGUAGCCGGUCGUUCUUCUCGGAAAUCAUCUCCUCCAUAUCUGACGUCAAGUUCAGCCACAGCGGGCGAUACAUGAUGACCCGCGAUUACCUCUCUGUUAAGGUUUGGGAUCUGAACAUGGAAAACCGGCCCGUGGAAACCUAUCAGGUACACGAGUACCUACGUAGCAAGUUGUGCUCGCUAUACGAGAACGACUGCAUUUUCGACAAAUUUGAGUGCUGUUGGAACGGUUCAGACAGUGCCAUCAUGACGGGUUCCUACAACAACUUCUUCAGAAUGUUCGACAGGAACACGCGCAGGGACAUCACGCUGGAGGCUUCGAGGGAAAACAGUAAACCCCGUGCCAUGCUCAAACCUCGUAAGGUCUGCACCGGCGGCAAACGAAAGAAAGACGAAAUCAGCGUGGACAGUCUGGACUUCAACAAGAAGAUCCUUCACACCGCCUGGCACCCGAAGGAGAACGUCAUCGCCGUGGCCGCCACCAACAACCUGUAUAUAUUCCAGGACAAAUGAGCUAAAAAGAGAGUGAUUUAAGAUUAAAACGAGAAAAAAACAAAAUCAAGAUUAUGAAAUAUCCCCCCGUCCCUAUUUCUUCUGGUGCAGGCCUGAGGACGCUCGAAAAUCUUGUUUUACAACGUUAAGCGUAGUCGUUAAAUCUGUAUGAGAAAUAUUGUCCUCUUGAUGAAGAUUCAAAGCACUUGCGUAGAAAAGGGAGACUGCAUAUUUUAAAAUGUGCGUAGAUAAUUCACGACGACCCCUCCGAACCAAACGACCAGGAGGUUGAUAUCGAGCGACGGAUUAUAUCGGCAUUAAGAGGCCAAAUCAACUCGUCAGAAAACAAAGUCGUACAUGUAUUCGUCUUCGACCGAGCCUUACGUUUUUAUGAUUUGACGACCAAAAGUAUGGAACGUUCCACGGGAUGAGUAACAGUCUCGCUGUCAAAAUCGUAUGUACUCACUGUUCAACCUUCAAUUUUGAGGUUUGUGAAACAAUGUUUUGUUAAUGCCCGUUAACAUUCCUGUCUUCUACCUUUUUAAGCACUUAAAACAGGUCUCCAUUUUGGUCAGUGGACAAUUGUUUUUACUUUCUGUUCUGUUUUUAUUUUCUAUUGUUUUCUCAUGCAUAAUAUCUACUCACUGACUGUAUCUAUAUAUUACACCAUCUGGUGUCAAACCACUCAAUAAAAGUAACAUAACUACAAAGAGACAGUG